AUGCACCGAAAGAUAAUUAGAGAAAGAAUUUAUCUUGUGAGGAGAAGGAAUGCAUGCAUGAGGGACUGCACCAUGCUAUUAGUGUUAGAAUUCUCUAAUGCAUUUUACACAGCAAAGGAUUAUAGGGCAUCCGUGUUUGCAUUGUCUUCACAGCAUGUGCAUGAUGUUUGGUUUAUCUUUAAUAAUAAUAUUUGGUUUAGCAAACUGAGUUUGCGUUGUAUGAGUAAUACAACCACACCUCCUGCACCAUCAACCCAAGCUGCAGACAAGGCCAAUUGGGACUCUUCCCAAACCAAAGUGUUUGUUGAUCUUUGUGUCGAACAAGUAAAUGAAGGACGUAGGCCUGGUUCACACUUCACCAAAGAAGGUUGGCAGAAGAUAGUGACUGGCUUUUUUGAGAAAACAGGGAAGCGAUAUGAUCAACCACAAUUCAAGAACAAAUGGGACAAUCUGAAGAAGGAUUACAAAUUGUGGAAGAAACUGCGUAUUCAUGACACUGGGACUGGAUGGGAUAGUGUCCGUAACACUAUUCUUGCCGAUAAUGACUGGUGGGAGGAAAGAAUUCAGGAAGACAAAAAGGUUGCAAAGUUUCGAAGCCAGGGACCAGAAAACCUUGAGCAGUUGGAGGCACUAUUUGAUGGACUUGUGGCCACUGGUGAAUUUGCAAUGUUCGCAGGUGCAUCUAACCAAAAUGCUGGCCAAACUAAUCAAAGGACCAGCGCUGGAGAAAAUGUGGAUAAUAUCCAUCUCAGCUCUGCUGCUUCCAGUGAUCCAGAGUUUGACAUAAACAUUGAGCAAAGUAAUGAAGUAAGUAGCUCCCCCACUCCGCCAAUUCGCCAAGUUAGGAGGAGAUCAGUAACACCAGGGAGCCGUGGGAAGAAGAAGCGUAGGGCAUCCGCGUCUGAUUAUCGAGAAGACAUUAGCAAGUCCUUGGGCAAUCUUGUGUCCGCUGUGAGCAGCCGGACAAAUGCAAUUGUCGGUACCCCUAUUUCAUAUGCAAAAGCUGAAAUUGCUGACUGUAUGAGAAUUUUGGAGGAAAUUCCAGAGACUGCCGAGAUGGGAGAUUUGCUAAUGUUUGCUCUUAAGUUGUUUCAGAACAAAGAUCAUCGUGAGUACUUCACUGCCAUGUUACGCAGGGACUGGCAGCUUGCAUGGUUGAAGAUGAUGUACGCGGACGCAAAGGCGGGUGGGGCAGGAGGCAGUGACUGA
Molecule: messenger RNA, 1209 nt
Organism: Tripterygium wilfordii
Lineage: Eukaryota; Viridiplantae; Streptophyta; Magnoliopsida; Celastrales; Celastraceae
Product: L10-interacting MYB domain-containing protein-like
Exons: 4
Coding region: 1-1209 (402 amino acids)
Source: RefSeq, a predicted model, not a curated record